AUGAAUGGUUACGUGUUACUGUUGCAUACAGAUAAAGAUGAAGGGGAAGAAUACAUGCUGUAUUCAUACCCACAUACAAGUAUGAGGAUAAAGCAGUUUCAAAAGCUGAAAGGGGUCUUUCUGGCAUGCUCAGGUGUCACUUCAACUAUCUUAGGCGAACCAGCCAAGAUAUUUUCGUUUAAGAUCAAUGAACGUAAUGAGGAAAAUAGGUAUGGGGCUAUUGGAAAUCUGAAGUUCCAGAGUAAGGUCAAAGCUAAAGAUAUGAUGCAUAACAGUCAGGGGUAUUAUAAAGCAGCCUUUGGAUGCUCAGAAAUUAAUAAGUUACUUGUAACAGUCAUUCUUCCAUCUUCAUACCCAGACCAGGUCUGCAUCUAUGCUGCUGAAGAGUGUAAAUAAUUUCAUUGAAACCUUCUAUACACAUAGUUUGAUCUACUUCUUGGAAAAUGAAGAACUUCAAAUCAAAGAAGAAGAUGAGAAGGAAAAUGAAGGUGAAGGAGCUGAUCCUGUCAAUGAACAACUCAAGCAGAAGAAGAAAGAGAAGAAGGAAGAAGAGUAUGCUACAAAAAGAAAAGCAGCUCUUGAGAAACUAGAUUCCAUAUUUGAUACAGUCUUUUAUCAACUUAUACCUUUUUCAUCUAAGUUAGAAGAUUUUGAGAGGUCUCCAAUUGGAUCUCCACAGAUUAUCAGCUCGAUAUUAGGAUUCCAUCCUGAUAACAAAUGCCCAUCUCUUGCAUCUCUAGAACUUUCAGAAAAACUUGAAAUAGAUUUAUCUGAGAUUACAAAUGCUCUUAAUGACGACCAGACAAAUAUUUUGAGCGCUUUUGAUCCUACAACUCAAAUUGAAGGCGCAAUUUUGAUGUACAAAGGAUAUACAGUGUUCAACCAACUCGAGAAGGUCUAUUUAGAACCUGUCGGAAGGGUCAUCAUGCUGUACAACCUCUUCGAGCACGAUAGCAGUCGUGCAGAGCGAGGAGUGGUAGAGGUCGUCCAAGUUGACAAAAAGUAUGCUCACAAACUAGACAUGCCUCAUACUCUUCUUGAUGAUCAUAAUGAAUUUACCAAUGACAAUAAAGAAGUUAUUGAGGAUGAACUUUUGUUUGAAGAAUCAAAAGAGAAUGUAGAAGAUUCUUCUAGACCAAGCAAUCUUGGAGAUCCCUUCCUAAACUUGUAUAGUAAGGAAAAAUAUGAAAAUGCGAAGAGAAAAGACAAGAUUGCAGAAUCUGAGGGUAAAGUAAAGAAAAUAGUAGUGGCUAUUGCUAGAGGUGAAAUGGUCCUUGCAGUAGUUCUCCAUAUUGUAUUCAAAUUCUAUGGAGGAGAAUAUGACCCAUUGUAUGUUGAAAGAGUCAAGCAGACUCUUUUCAUGCUUUAUGAUGAGAAGCUGACUAACAUCAUUGAUCAGAAUUUCCAUGAUUCCUCACUAUCAACUCCUUACCAUUCUGCAAAGUUUAUGAAUUCUGCACCACCAAUUCAUAUGAGAGUUCCUAAAAAGAGUUCAUCCAAGAGAGGUAUUGAAGGCUCUAAAGACAAGGUAGAUGAGAAUUUAAAGAAUGUUUUUGACCAACCAAGAGUUUCCUUAGUCAGAAGUAGCGAAUUACUCAGUCACGACAUUAUUCAGAAUAAGUCAAUCACUAAUAUCAAUCAGAGGAUUAGUGAAAAUUCAAGUAUUGCAGACCAUUCUCUGGGUAUUGAUGAAGAGGAAAAGGCCAGCAUGAAUAUGACCAUGAAAUCUCCUCUUGAUCCUCAAGAUUUUGCAAAUAGAGGAAGAAACAACAGUGCUGAAAGAAGUGUAACACAGAAGCAUUCUCAGUUCAAAAGAUCGAACUCAGCUGCAAGAAACAGUAGAGAAAGUGCUAGAGGGAGAGGGAUUGGAGAACUUAUGAAAAUUAAUCCUAUUUCUCUGCCUUUAUCCAAAGGAAAGUUGUAUCAUUAUUUAAUGCUAAAUGAAAAUAUUGGGCAGAACAUCAAUCCCCCAAUUAAGGCUUCACCUAAUUGGUUUGGACAAGUUUACAAGAGUAUUUUCAGGACAUAUUGCUACUUGAAUCCUGUUCUAAAUAUCUCAGAUAUCUUUAAGAAAGAUCCUCAGAAGCAUACUUCUGAAAGAAUAAGAGAAGCCCUGAUCUCAGACUCUCAGAAUGGGAAUGAAUAUAUCUUUGAAGAUAUCAUGGCUUGUGUAAGAGAAUAUGAUGUAGAGAGUCAUGACAUCCUUGAACAAAAAGAGCAAUUUAGCUCUCUCAAUAAAUUACUGAAGAUCAAAGAAAUUGGGAGUCAGGUUAGAAUUCCUAUAAGCAAUGUCUUCAAUCAAGAGCCUUACUCUAAUUUUUGGGUAGUCGCUUCUACAGCUGCUAUCAAUAAAGAUCCUGAUGAGGGAAGUAUGCUGAUUCAGUAUGAUGAAGAACCCUAUAAUAGAGAUCUGGAGUCUGAAAGAGAAGAGUAUACCACUAAUUUUGUGGCUUAUGACAACACCCAAGUUGUUGAAUCUCGCUCAGUAUUACUCUCUCCUAAGCGUGGUAAAGAUUUACGUAUGAAUGUGAAGAAUCCUCCUUUGCCAAGCCAGAUAUUAAAUGCUUUCAAAUAUAGACUUGAGAUCUAAUAACUGUGAAAUCCAGAUUCAAUCUUAAA
Molecule: messenger RNA, 2619 nt
Organism: Moneuplotes crassus
Lineage: Eukaryota; Ciliophora; Spirotrichea; Euplotida; Euplotidae
Source: the annotation of a GenBank genome assembly